AUGGGGACAAUUUAUAAAAUAUCUUUGGUAUGUGCGGCUGCGGCCGGCAUACUAUUCAGCCCUACCGAAGCUGUGAGCUUGACUAGAAGUACCGUUGUUAAAGACCGUUCCGGCAGCCUGCAGGACCGACCCGCCGCCUUCAAGGCAAAUGACAACUCUAACUCGGAUAUUGUCAACGGAAACUAUCCCUUUGCAAUUCCUGUUCAGUUAGAAGACGAGAGCGAUGAAUAUUUCGACCCUUUCAUGGAGCCUUUCAACGAUGGUCGCUUCGAAUCUCCUAACAGGUUUAUGCCUGCUGGAUCUAGUAUUAGAUUUGAGAAUCCUAUCAAUAUUGAUGUCUAUAACGGUCCUGCUGGGGAGAGCUCCGUUGAGUAUGGUUCUUCUGAGGAAUCUCAUAUUGAGGAGUCUCAUAUUGAGGAAUCCCGUAUUGAGGAGUCUUAUAUCGAGGAAUCUCUUACCGAGGACUCCCAUAUCGAGGAGUCUCAUAUUGAACCCUGUGUCGAGCCACCUUGCAACGGUGAAUCAUUGGGUGAGGACGUAUCCGCCGGGGUUGAAAUAAUCGAAGCCGCCGACGAAGCCGAGAUUGAAGAAGAGGAAAUCACACCCUUCGGGGAGGGCCUGGGUAAUAUUGAGAUCAAUGUCGAAGACGAAACCGAAGGCUUUGAGGCCGAGCCUACCGAGGAACUCUCCAAUGUCGAUGAGCUAUUCGAUUCCGUGGAAUUUUCCCCCGAUAUUGAGGAAUUCUCCGACGUCGAAGAAAUCACCCCCGAUAUUACCGAGGAAUUCUUCACGCCACACGAUAAUGUUACCAUCGAGGCCGCUCCUGAGCGACCUGAACCUAAAACUCCCGAGCUUGUCCGAAAGAUCUGCAGGUCUCGUGAGUUCCAGCCCACGGCUGCAAAUUACUGGACUUCUGAAACCGACAAGUGGCUUAGGGAGUUCACCGUGGCAAGUGCGAAAGAAGCUUCCUUCAAAGAUUUUGGACUUUUCAACUUUAUUGCCCAGAAAUACCUUGGCUGUGAAGGCUUCUACCGCGGUUAUCAAGGCGAAUUUCCCCGUCUUAUUUGUGACAUCAGGUGUGAAGAUGUUGUUGCUAAGGUUCACGAUGUUCAUGAGGCCAGGAGGGUCUUUUUUGUGCUUUCCAGUGCCGCCGCUCUUGGCGAGAAAGCAACAAUCAUUCAUAAAUCGAUUCAAGAUGUGCCAAGGCACGUUACCGAAUUGGUAAAGAGUAUGCCCGUGAAAGGAUGGCACGAUAGCUCUUCCGAAGAAGUCAGAAAUAUGUUUUUCGAAACGAUCGAAACCGCAUUGAUUAUCAUCUCUCCCGUCCUCCACAAGGAAAGGACCAUUCUCGAAGGACGCAAUGCUCUCCAAGUUGCCAAGCAUUAUUAUGAUCAAGCCUGUCAAGUCUCUCAUCAUGCUUCCAAGGGCGAUGAUGUCUUCAGGUUUGACAAGAUUUUCAAUAGUGAAUAUGAGCCUUCUUUGACCGACUUGGACUUUGCAUCUAAGGGACAUUCGGAAAUUGGUGCUCUAAUACCGGGGGGAAUGCCCGCAUACUCUCCACUGGGUAGAGCUGUGUCGAGGUGGGGAAGUGUUCUGGAAGACGCUAGGUCAUUCGUUGUCGUUUUGGAGAGCGGUGAGGUGCAUACGGCAAUGGGUGAAAGCUCCGAGGUAUUCAAGAGAAUAUUUGGUGCGGGCAAGCACAUCCAGACAGGCGGGAAGUCUGAAGCCGCAAUUGAGAAACUUCUGGCUGCUGCAGCCUACGAAGCAAAGGAAAAGCUCACACAAUCAUUUUUAGAUGUUCUUCGCGGAGCUUCCAAUACUGAUAAUAUUUUGGGGGCUACUGAUAUCUCCAUAAUUCUUCGUCCGGGCCAUCACCUUCCCUCACUCAACAAGAAAUCAAUCACUGAAUUCCAACAGUCCUCGAUUGAAAGGAAAAUCGCCCGUGAAGCUUUCAUGAAACUCUUCAACAACUCUCUUCGUUCAGACCCUGUGUACAUCUCGUGUACAAGGGAUAUUCAGUCGAAAUCAUGCAGCAGCGAUAGGAGCGGCCCACAGGACCUCAAGUUCUGUGCUCCUGGGGGAUAUGUAUGCUACAUGUAUCAGUGGAAGGACCGUCCUACCCGUAAUUAUUCGCGCAAUAUCAGGCCAAAGGGCCAUGAACACUGGGACGAGAAACCUUGGAACAUUGACGUUCAGCACAUCAUCCAAAGUUCCUUCAAUAAUCAUAUGAAAAAACCUUGCCAAGAACCAACUAUCGCGACUCUCGGCGAAUCCAAACAUACCAGUCACUUCAAGAUUCCCGUCUGUGUCUCUGACUACAACUGGAACACGCCAAUUAAUGCAGGUUUUACAUGCAACACUGAUAUAAACUGCCACGCGAAGAAUCUACCAUGUCACUGCGGUGCUUGGGGUAAAGACACCAUGUCUGUCUGGAAAGACAUUGGCCUCACGGAGUCCGUUCACUAUCACUAUCAUUCUGCUACUGUCUGCCCUCGUCAAAUCCGUAGAAGGAUCCACGACGACCUCGAGCGUUACGUCGCAUUUUGCAAACUGGACAUCAGACGCGGAUCUUCCAAGAGCAGAGUCGACGGACACAGAAGGUUCCAAGGGGGAGAUAGAUAUUGCGAUGUAAUCGUUAACUAUAUCGAGUCAAUGCCCAAGGAUCCCGUGACUCAUGAGACGCCUCGUUGUAGGGAUUUGGAUAAGAUUGACCCCUCCGUUAAGUUUGCUUUCCUUUGUCAUAUUCGGAAGGGUGGAAGGGGAUGUCAAAUGUAUAAGAAGACAUUUGACGGUCUUUGGAAUUCUUGGCAAGAAUCUAACCCUACUAUUUAG
Molecule: messenger RNA, 2832 nt
Organism: Morchella importuna
Lineage: Eukaryota; Fungi; Ascomycota; Pezizomycetes; Pezizales; Morchellaceae
Exons: 5
Coding region: 1-2832 (943 amino acids)
Source: RefSeq, a predicted model, not a curated record